Messenger RNA from Paramecium tetraurelia, 2247 nucleotides. RefSeq lists its product as uncharacterized. Gene Ontology annotation, molecular function: protein binding. The record is from RefSeq and is a predicted model, not a curated record. Lineage: Eukaryota; Ciliophora; Oligohymenophorea; Peniculida; Parameciidae. The transcript has 5 exons.
AUGUAAUCUGGACAGCUCUUGAAUUUGUAAAGGCUCGAAAGAUAAUACUUACAGACACUAUCCUAAAAUGGAUGGGAAUCUCCAGUUGUAGUUAAUGCAGCCGUUGAAUUUGCCAACACUUUGUUAAGAGAUGGAAGAAUCCUAUUAAAAUCAGGUAACAACCCUUAAGCAGAAAUGUUCUUCAAUCGAGCAAAAGAAGUAGAUAAAAAUAUAACCAAAUUUAGAUUACAACUCCAAUUUCAAACACCAGUGGGAUAUUUUAUACACCCAAUUUUGUUCGGGCAAGAGAUUGUCUAAUUGUAUGAGUAACAAAACCAAUACCAAAAGGCGUGGAUGAAUAUCAAAGAAGUAUUGCCCUUUAUGGAGAAGUUUGCUUAUACAAAAAGGAUAAAUAUUAGCGAGGAUGAUCAAAAUGUUUUAAAAAUAUAUGUCUAAUUGCUGUUUCAUGGCUGCGAGGUUUGUAGAAUGAUGCAUAGAAAAGAUGAUAUGUUGGAUCAAUGUAAUAAAUAUGUUGAAAUUUUGCAUCGUUUGGGUAUCACCUUCGACUCUUUGCGUAAUCUUACCAAAGAUGAAUUUCAUUAAGAAUUCAAAAAAUGGUUUUUGUUGUUGGCUAAGGCUUUCUAUUAUAUUGGCAAAUCGCAAUUCAAAGUUGGAUUUGAGAAGGAAGCACUUCGAAAUCUCUAUAAAUCCUGGUAAAUUUUUGAGAUAAUCUAUGGAAUCGAUGCACCUGCUACCAUUAAGGCCAGGGAUAAAUACGAGAAAUUGAGUUAGAAAAUGGAAUUUGAAAUGCUGAUGGAAAAGGAGAAGGUAGACUUUUAAGAAUUCAAGGAUGAUAUCCAAAAGGAUGUCGGAUAAGAACUGCUCAAAAAAGUGGCUACACUUAAACCAAACAAAACAUUUAAUCAUCACAUCAUUCAAUAAGUUAAGUCAUAUUAACAAAUCGUAGGUCAGUUAUCGCAACACACAACCAAGUACCAGAUGCCAGAAUAUGUGAAGAAGGUUCGAAUGGAAUAUGAGGAGAAAUUGAGAACCAUAUCAUUUCAAUAGAAAUACGACGAUUCCAGCAACAAAUAUAAGCAAUAUCAAAUCAAGAAUAAGAAGUCCUCAUCUAGAGCUGUCUCCACUUAUAAUCAAUCCCUUUUGCCUCAAGAUCGACUAUUCUCCUCUCCCAAAUUGUCCAAUCACACUCAAUCCAAAAGGACCAGUCUCUAUCAAUUGGACAAUCAUCUGGAUUAAUAUAAAGAACAAUUGCAAACUACAGAGUUGAAGAAGGAUUCGAUUGAUGAACUAUUGUUAUCCAGACCCAUGAUCAAGUCUGAAUAUGUGUUACAUAGAAAGAAAAACGAUAAUAAACAAAAUGAUUCAGCCCAGCCUAUUAAAAAUACGAGUAAAAAGAAAUUCAAAUCGAAUAGAUUGAUACCUCGUAUUCUCAAUAAAUAAAGCACUCAACACAUCCAUAUUAAAUCUGACUCGUAAUAGAGUGAAUAAAAAAUACAUAAGUUAUAAACCAUAUAAGACUAAAACUUCUAAUUGUAAAAUGAGGAUCAGCAUGACCCUACUACCGAAUCUGUUCUAUUCUAAUAGUAACAAUAAUAGUAACAAAUUAUUUAAGUUCCUUUUAUCUAGAAAGUUUAAACUGAAGUGUCAGAAAAAAACGAAAAUCUAUUCGCAGAUUUACUCAAUAAAUACACAAUGGAAUAACUCAACUUGGCAGCUUCUAUCAUUUAAUCCUGCUAUAGGAAAUACACUAAAACUAUCAAGUAGGUUCAAUCACUCCAAACUAUUGAAUUGACUCCCAUCAAUCUGCAGAAACCAAUCAUUGUCACUUAAAUAAGCGAAAAGGUUGAAAGCCAAUAGACGGGUCGCAAUUUAAUGAAGGUCUCUAUGAAAGACAUGAAAAGUUCGUUCAGAAGAAGAAACUUCGGAUUCGAUUCUAUAGUUAGGGAAAUCAAGAAUACUGAUUCCGAUUAAAGUACCUCUAAUAAAGCUAAAACUUUAUUCUAAAUCAUCAAGGAAUUUUACAAUCUCCCUGAAUAGGAAUUGUACUUCCUAUCAAAGUUAUUCUUUGAUUCUGAAAUCAAGAUUUGGAAACUCUCCAAUAUCUGCGUUAGGGCCUAUAGUGAUGCUAAUUCUUAGGUUCAAGACACUGAGGAGCAAGAGCAAAUACAGAACGAUUUUACUCCUGGCGAAAUUUGUAUUUAUUUUAUAAUGAAUCUUAAUUAGAAAACUAAUUGCAAUACAUCAUGA